Messenger RNA from Alosa sapidissima (American shad), 5151 nucleotides. RefSeq names its product CCN family member 1. Lineage: Eukaryota; Metazoa; Chordata; Actinopteri; Clupeiformes; Clupeidae. Gene Ontology annotation, biological process: signal transduction. The record is from RefSeq and is a predicted model, not a curated record. The transcript is spliced from 5 exons. Bases 1649 to 2884 code for a protein of 411 amino acids. Gene Ontology annotation, cellular component: extracellular region. Gene Ontology annotation, molecular function: protein binding.
GAAGAGGUCAGACGUCAGUCAAAACGGGGUGAGGGCCGAUGCCAAACCCCUGCUUGGCAGUGUGGGCAGGUGUGCCCACGCUGAAACCGGGAAGUUGAAGCAGAGAGAAAGUAUUUAUUAAUGGUGAGAGUGUGUGUACAUGCCUGUGUGUGUGUGUGUGUGUGUUUAUGUGUGUACAUGCCUGUGUGUGUGGUGAGCAUGGCGUGGGUGUGACUAAACUGGAAGGGACAUGUCUAUUGAUGAGUCACUCAUGCUCCUAGUUUUUGGAAAAACAAGUCUGGGAAUAGGCAGAGUAGUGUCUGUCUGUCUGUGUGUGUGUGUGUGCUUGAGAGGGAGAGCAUGAGAUCUUGUGUUUGGCUUGGGAGAAUUUUCCCUCUUUUGCUCCUACAAGAGAGCAUCCUUUCCAUGAACCCAUUAUGUCAACAUAUUUUACUGAAAGAACACGACAAACUGACAAGACAGUGAUGUGUGGACAUAAGAGACAGAUGCGAAACCCUAAUCUCUUGCCUAGAUGACUGACACACUGACUAAACGUGUGUGUGUUUGGAUUUUGAAUCAUCAAGGGGAAAUUAUGUAUGUCAGGUGCAGUCCUUUGGCUGACGCAGGUGUGUCAUCUUGAGUGUGUCUUGGGUGCAUGGCAGUGUGUUUGACCUUUCACUCGCUGACCUUGCUCACACAUGCUCACACAUGCUCACACAUGCUCUGAAGAGUAAACCACUGCCACUCACCUCUGGACAAAAGCGAGACAGCUGGAGCUAGAUUAGACAGGUGGUGGACAGACCUGCCCAGUCAGAUUGAGCCGUCUGACUUGGGCAUGCAUCUGUGGAAAACAGCAUGGUUAAAAAAGAGACCAAAGAUGGCAAGAGAUUGCAGUCAUCAUCCUGAGUUAUGACACGUUAUUGCACGGAAGUGCAUUCAGAUUCAGUGGACUGGCAGACAGAGCCAAUAGGAGUGGGCUACUUUAUCAUCGUCUUUCUUCUCAAGUAUUUUUAUACAGAGUGGGGGAGGAAAUUCCUGGUUGUUUUCUAUGGCGGUUCCUGUAUUAAUGUAGCUCGCACAGGCCAGCUGAGUAUAUUUAUCUUGCCCUUCACAAAGCAGUGGCCGGACAGACAUAUGUGUAUAAAAACGACUUUAAAGCAUCAAUAAUAUUUUUAUUCAAACAUAAAUAAAUAAACACCAAACGCCAGGUCCUCUUUGGAAUGUAGUAAUUCAAAAUUUUUAUGAAUGAGUGCAUUCAUGUUUGACCACGCCCCAAAUCCUUGCUAGCCGUCUUGGACAUCCAACGCCCGCCCUUCCCCACCCCCUUUGGAAUGCCCUGGCCACACGCCCGCAUCUUAAUUGGCCAGACGAUUCUAGGUAGGCGGAGCUGCAGUAAAAAGACAUGAUCACAAUAUAUAGCAGAGGUCAGAAUUGAAUCUAUGAAGUUUCAAGUAUUGAGUUGUCCAACGAAGUUCAGCUAACUGUUACACCUGAAGCAUCCAGCUACUGAGCAACAUUUUUUUUCCAUUUCUAGUCUUACUGUAGCCAUACUGGAUUUGUGGAUUACUGUACCUCCGAGGAAUACAACCAUUUAUCUUCCUUCUUUCAUCCCUUUUGCCAUCUUUGAAGAAACGACUUGUAACAUUUGGGCUAUUGACUCUCUGGCAGAAUGAGGACGUCUGUGGCACUUCUUGCGUUCAUUUUGGCGAUCUUUGCCACGGUUCGUGCUGGAUGCCCCGCUGUGUGUGAGUGCCCGGCAACACGCCCCUCAUGCCCCCCUGGCGUGAGCAUGGUGCGCGACGCCUGUGGCUGUUGCAAGGUAUGCGCCGCCCAGCUCAACCAGGACUGCCACGCCAUGCAACCCUGCGACCACCACAAGGGCCUGGAGUGCAACUAUGGCAACGACGUGGGCAGCACCCACGGCAUCUGCAGGGCUAAACUAGAGGGCCGCUCGUGCGAGUACAACGGCCGGAUGUACCAGAACGGGGAGAACUUCCGUGCCGGCUGCAAGCACCAGUGCACGUGUGUGGACGGGGCCGUGGGCUGCGUGCCCCUCUGCCCCACUCACCUGCCCCUGGCCUCGCCCUCGUGCCCAGCCCCGCGCCUCGUCAGGGUGCCCGGCCAGUGCUGCCCGAGCCUGGACUGCCACAAGAGCUCGUCGGCGCUGCCCCCUGUGGUCAGGAAGCCUGAUCCACCCCCUUUCUUCUUCCAGGACCUCCUGCCCUACCCCAAGCCUUACCCAGAGCCCUCUUACCCCAAGCCUUACCCAGAGCCCUCUUACCCCAAGCCUUACCCAGAGCCCUCUUACCCCAAGCAGUACUUCAAGCGCUUCCCGCACAAGGCCAAGGACACCCUGAGCAACGAGCUGAUGGAGGAGGGGAAGAGGUGGGACAAGCCACACAGUCACAAGCACCUGGCUGCAUGGAGGCAGGAGGGGAAGCAGUGUGUGGUCCAGACGACCAACUGGUCCCAGUGCUCGCGCAGCUGUGGCAUGGGCGUCUCCUCGAGGGUCACCAACAACAAUGCCCAGUGCAAGCUGGUCAAGGAGACCCGCCUGUGUAACAUUCGACCAUGCAGCUCCAUGUCCGUCCCCAUUAAGAAGGGGCGGAAGUGCUCACGUACCCAGAAGGCCCCGGAGCCCCUGCGUCUGCACUACGCCGGCUGUCGGAGCGUCCGCCUCUACCGGCCCAACUACUGCGGCGUGUGCCUGGACGGACGCUGCUGCUCGCCGCGUCGCACGCGCACCGCCGCUGUGCGCUUCUCCUGCCCGGACGGUGAGCGCUUUGAGCGGUCCGUUAUGUUCGUGCAGUCGUGCAAGUGCAGUGACGAGUGCAGUCACCUCAACGAGGCCGCCCUGCCGCCCCAGCGCUGGCUCUACGGCGACACACACAAGUUCAUCGACUAGUUCUGCACCUUCAAUUUUUUUAACCUCUCUCUAUCUCUGUCUCUCUCUAUCGCCCCUUCCUUACCCAGCCAACCUCCCCACACCCUGAUAGAGUAGCGGUUCCAAGUGUACUUCCCAAGUAGAUGCUAGCCUGAGGCUCAGACUGGCCUCAACUCCUAAGGGUGUCUGAUCCACAGGAGGAAAGGGAGAGUUCCGUUUUUUUCCGAGUUUCAAAUCCGAUCCUCCCUUUUGCUCAGAUCUAGUGGAUUAGUGCUGGCCUUAGAUUAGACGCCCGUGUCCAACGCGGUUUGAUAGGGAUCACCACGAGAGCCCCGCGUGUAUAUAGCUAGCCGUGGAUUCUGCGAGCCGCCAUUUUUUUUAUCUCCCUACAUAAAAAAAAAACAAGCAGUGGCAAUGCGCUCUGUGACUGAAGUGACAUGGACGGGGAAAACGAUGUGAUUUGGCAGCAAAGACGUGGCGAAAAAUCCAGAUUCUCAGAGGAACUCGCAAACAGCUGCCGCAAAAAGGCCCCAGUGGGCUGGUGGAGUAAAAGAUUGGGGUUAGCUUUUCAUGCUGAAUGUGAGCAGGCGCUAAACCCUUCAAUGGCAACGAGUAUUUUCAUCUAGACAGAGUGGGGAAGAGGAAGGAUGCACAGGCUGACUGUGUGAGACUUGUCUUCCAAAGGAGACGAGGGACUUUAAACAUGGACCGAGACAGCCAAGGGGAAACCAAGAUGGAAGAGGAGGCAUCCUCCCUUUUUUUCCGAGGAAGUCUUCUUUUGCCUCUUAUUUAUGCUAGGCUAUUUAUUGUUUUGACAGAUGAAAUGACAAGCCUUUUAAAAAAAAAGCAGAUGAUGAGCCUCUGGUUGUGAAACAGUUGACUGUGAAGGAGUGUAAGAACAUUGUUUGACCAGUAGCCCUCUGACCAGUGUUUCCUCAAGAGUGGUAGGACAUGGGCCAGCCACCGAUGAAAGAGUAUCUCAUGCUCUGGACUGAACCGUCUUCUCUUUCGGAGAGAUUUGUCUGAGGCAAAGCUCCAAAGCCUAAAGAUACCUUCACCUUCAAUCCCAUCCAUUUUGUAUCCCAACAAUGGUGCACUUGGUCUAGAGAGACUUAUGACAAGCGCCUAAAGACCAUCUUGUGGAGUCUUGGCACCAAAACGUCAACUUGGUAACUCCGACAAAUUACAAUGCUGAAAUUUUGGGGGUAGUGAGGAGCCCGGCAACCCUCUGGUUUGCUGUAAAAAUACAUUUUAAAACACCAGCAUCAGACAUAAACAUGUAAUUUGGGACUAGCGGGUGGGACUUUUCUGGAUUCGAUCUGGCCUCUAAUCUUGCAACUGAUGCAAAAAAUCAAGAGACCUAAACUCUUGUUUGAGUUGCUGCGUGCCUCUUGUGGUCUCCAUGUCUGCCAUUUGGCAGUGUUAGAUGAGAUGUUGAGUGUGACAUCAUUCUCAUUAAAACCAUGGGAGCCAAGAGGCAACAAAAUGUGGGUUUGAGCCUGGAAUUCGGGAUAUCUCCAGCGACCUCAAAACACCCCCACUCCCCAAAUGACUAGCUUUGAUUUUAGCCAUUAGCAGGCAUUUGCAGUGCGCACUGGUAUUAAUCUGUUAGCUGUAUGGUGCAAUAAUAAGAAAAGCAUCAACUUAAUUUACACACGAUGAGUUUAGCAUUCAUGCAGCAUGGCCCUUUUGAAGACUUGGGUCAAGCUUUAGGACAGAAAGGAGACUUACAGAUGUUCAUGCACCUUACCUAACUUGUGUUUGACCACAGCUGGCUUUAUGUGCCACAGGAAUAAGAGUUGGCAGCAUUUUUCAAUUAAAUAUAUAUUUGUUACAAUGUGCAGUGUUGUUCAGAUAUAAAGAAGCAAACCAUUAUGUUAUAAGGACAGAAGUUGCAGCUAUAUUUAACCAAAUGUUUUCGGAGUUAUUUUGGCAGUUGUGCUUUUUUCUGUUUAUGUGGGUCUGAUUUCUAAAUAAAGAAAAAAGGUUUAAGUGGCAUUGUGGAAUAUUUGGGAGCAAAGAAACACAAUUUAAUAGAAAUCCUAAACAGCCUAUAUAUUUUAUUGUGACAGUGUGUUUCUUUUCAUUUGUUGAAUUCCAAAACCAUUUUUACUAAUUCCAUUGUAUUUUCAUUUUGAGGGUAGAAUUCUCUCAUAGUUCUCCAAUAAAUUAAAAUAUGACAAUUCACUGAUGCUGUAGUGAAGGGUUUACAUUUCAUUUGAGUGAAAUCUAGAAAUAAACAGUUGUCAUCGCAAAUAAUCUGCUUUAAAUAAAAAAGAAAAAUGUCA